CCAAGAAGCACUCAUGCGUUGGAUGUACGUGGCAGCGAUUUUGCUUUUGCAGCUUGUUCAUGCCCGCCUCGUCGUUGACUGGCCCCACAAGCGGUCGCUCGACGAGAAGAAGGCGAUGGCGAUCGCAUUUGUUGAAGACCAACUCCAGAAGCACGCAGUCCCGGGCUUUGCACUCUCGAUCGUCUACCAAAACGAGACUGUCCUCACCCGCGGCUUUGGUACCAAGCAAUACGGCAACGACUCGAAUGUUGUGACUGAAAACACGCAAUUUCAGAUUGGGUCGUUUACCAAGACGUUUAUUGCGCUGGGAAUUGCCAAGCUUGUCGACGAAGGCCGCUUGAGCUGGGACGACCCGGUCAAGCUCCGCCUUCCGUGGUUUGAGCUUGUCGACAAGUACGCGGAGAAGUACACGACGCUCGGCGACCUUGCGGCCAUGAACUCGGUGUUUGGUGCUUACGAAGGCGACGUUGCUUUAAACUUGGGCUUGUACACGGACGAGGAGACGCUUGUGCGGUCGCUGCGCCGCUUCCAGACGACCCGGCGUCUCCGUCCCGGCUACGCGUACGCCAACUUGAACUUUGUGAUCCUUGGCCAAGUCAUUGCGUACCAGACAAAUACCACAUGGGCCCAGUACCUCGAUACAACCUUCUUCCAGCCGCUUCAAAUGACCAAUACGUUUGCAUCGGUGCCCGACGUGCCACCGAAUGGCGACCUCUCGUUCGGCCACGUCAUCUGUAACGGCAAGGUGGCUGGACCGUAUCAUUUGCGGUCGUCGCCCGAGAUUGCACUGGGGUACAAGAACGGGCGCGACGCAUCGGGCUCGAUCAUCUCCACCGCGGCGGACCUCGCGAUCUUCUCCAAGUUCCUCCUCUCGAAGGGCGAUGGCAUCUUUCGCUCGCCCGCGACGAUCAGCACGAUGAUCACGGGCCACAACAUUGUUCCGAUGGCUGUCUCGACAGCCAACGUCUUGGGCUACGCGUACUCUUCCGACGGUGGCGCCAUGGCUGCUGGCUAUGGCUUUGACGUUACGAGCGCCUUAUAG
Saprolegnia diclina VS20 is the source of this 1042-nucleotide messenger RNA. RefSeq lists its product as hypothetical. The record is from RefSeq and is a predicted model, not a curated record. The coding region runs from base 14 to 1042 and encodes 342 amino acids. The transcript has 4 exons. Lineage: Eukaryota; Oomycota; Saprolegniomycetes; Saprolegniales; Saprolegniaceae.